AUGCAAGAACACCGAGAUUUGGCAUCACUAGGUGUUGAUUAUACGUGUCCUGUAUGUGGCAUGUCUACACUGGAAAGUGGUUAUGAUAAUGCAAAUUAUGUGACGAUGAUGAACGGCCAGAAGAUUUAUUCGUGUGGUAUGGCACCACGACCCUUUCCAAACUAUGAUUCGGACUUGACGGACACGGCCUAUCUGGCUGCCAAUAUGGCCGAGUUUAUUGUGAAUCCAACGGACGCAGACGCUUACGUCAAGUGCACGAACGACUGUAGAGAGUGUUCGGAUAACAUCAGUGACCCCGUGUCUGGAGACGCAAUCACGACUGCAAACUAUGUCUACGUGUGUUUGAAGAACGGCCAGAAAAUUUACUUUGCGUCACAAGACAACAGAAACUCGUACCUUACCCGUGUCAACACUGAGCCACGCUAUUUGGUCGACAGUGUCAUUUGCUCCGGCUCUGCGUGCACUGAUGCUAAAACUAUAACGACGCUGAGUCUUGCGGCGCAGAGUUUUGUGGCAGACAACCCCCCUGCGAGUGCAAGCGGUACCACUGCUACACCCGCGACGUCUUUAAACAGCAGUACUACUGAGUCAGCCGCGUCAUCGACCAGCUCUGACUUCUGUUCAGGCCAGGGGUCGGUCAUGUUCAACGGCUUCCAGACGUCCAUCCAUGGGUCGUGUGUGAUGCUGUUUUUCCGGCCGUGGGUGCUUAACAGCGGCGUCAAGUACGCAUUCGGAUUUAUCGGAUGCUUUUUGAUUUCAUUGCUGAAUGAAGCGCUUGUAAAGGGACGCGAAGUGGUGCGCCAACGCCUGUUGAUCGCGCGGAAGCUUCGCCCUCACGACAAGGUUCACAAGAUACAGUGCAAACUGACUCUUGCUGUUCUUUAUAUGAUCCAGAUGACGAUCGCGUAUUUUGCCAUGCUCGUAGUAAUGACCUACGAGACGGGUCUGUUUCUGGCCCUUAUCGCCGGUUUUGGUGCCGGUUUUUUGCUUUUGAAGAAUCUAGACCAGGACAUUACCCAGGAGCGUGGCUCAUGGCGUUACACGGACCCUUCUACCGUGCGAAUUCCGGUCGAGGGUAUGUCGUGCAUGAAGAAUUGCGGCACGACGGUGGAGAAUGCGCUAAAAAACACGCCGGGUGUGACUGAUGCAAUUGUGGAGCUCGACGAGCGUGCCGCUUAUGUUUCUGGAUCAGCGCAUUACAGCGACCUGGUGGCAGCUAUUGAGGCAGCUGGUUUCAGUACCGAGGUAAACAAUCAGACCGAGCGCAAGAGCGACGCUUCUUCUCGCGCUGAAUGCCGUAAGGACGUUUAA
Peronospora belbahrii is the source of this 1311-nucleotide messenger RNA. Lineage: Eukaryota; Oomycota; Peronosporomycetes; Peronosporales; Peronosporaceae. The record is from the annotation of a GenBank genome assembly.